This is a messenger RNA of Bolinopsis microptera, 4743 nucleotides long. RefSeq lists its product as uncharacterized. Bases 1 to 4743 code for a protein of 1580 amino acids. The transcript has 5 exons. The record is from RefSeq and is a predicted model, not a curated record. NCBI's taxonomy places the organism in Eukaryota, Metazoa, Ctenophora, Tentaculata, Lobata, Bolinopsidae.
AUGGUAAAAUGCCAGCACCCUCCUCAAGAGAACAAUGUCAAUAACCUUCUCUGGAUUUCUACAGUUUUACAGUUCUACAGUCCCAUAGCUGAAGUUCAGUUUGCUCUUUACGGGACAGAUGGUAAACCGAGCAAUGGAAGCGCUGGAGUUGUUUUGGUCAAAGUGCUUAACCGGACAGUAACUGUCUCCCCGUCGAACUUCUCAGACUACAAAGCAAAUGUCAUGUGCAAAGAGCUUGGUUAUAAUUAUGCUGAGGAUUGGUUUGAAUUAGAUAACUCGUACUUUUGGGAUGCGAUAGAAGCCUGGACAAUCACCACACCGGGUUCGAACAGGCAACCUCUCACUCCUGACACGCACAAUUCUUACAUCUUUUUGUCAAUUCUCUGCCAGAACCUAUACUCUGUGUCCCAUUUCUUGUGUCCCAUCCUGAGUCAAAACAGCAUAACUGCAGAGGUAUGCAAAAAGCAGCGGUCUGAGCGGAGUGAAGCCGCAGUCUCGCCACCCGGCCGGCCCGCGGUGUCAGUCCCGCCACUAGCCCGGGUAGAUAUUGUAAAAUUUACUACACCUUAUACCAACACUCCCUGUGCUACUUCCGGGAGAGUGAGCUGCGAACUCAGUACACGACAUGUACAAUGUAGAGAAAUACAUGUUUUAGGAUAUACAUUUAACUCUGCAGCCACAUCAGUCGCAAAUCAGGACACUGACGAAUCCUCAGGUAAUGAUACUGGCAAACAAAGCUCGUCUGACUCCACGAGUUCUAACACCUCACAACGACUCAGAGUCACCAGUAGAAAACCCAUAGGAAAUCGUGCAAACUACAGUAAACUGAUAGGAGACGAUAAUGAGGAAGAUGAUGAUGAUGGAGAUGGUCCGAAAAAGAGUAAACAGAAGAUACUCAAUGGCGAUCAUCUGCUCACCCCACUGAAAAGAGAUUGUCAUCUCCCCGUGGUUUCACCACUCACUGAAGAAACCCCGACGACCGUCAGUGAGUCUCUCAAAAACAAAGUAAUAGAAUUCAUCGAAAAGGAUGAUGAUGAACAAGAUUCUGGGAACAGAACACCACCCUCCCCUCUUUAUCAAAACCAAAUAGCACGACUUGAUAUCACAAAGUCCUGGCCAACCCCGAGCAUUCACAUAACUCCAGCCAAGAGACCAAAGUCAGAAAAUGAUGAAGAAAUCGAUGGCUACUUCACAGGCAUAGGAGCCCCUGAGAUCACCCCACUGCCCAUUCACUCGGGCAAGAAACGGAUGUUGCUAUCCCCUUACGACUCCCGUUUCAGUCGAAUCCGACCGAGAUCGAGAUCAGUAGGCCCAUACCCCCCUGCUGAAAUUGUGAAGAAACGUCUUCGGCUAAAGGUCGACAAGGAGUUAUUUAAUGCAACACCUGUGCGGAAAAGGUCCCCAUCAGAAUCUGACAUUAACUUUGCUGAAUCAUUCUCUAUUCCAAAACAUGAACUAGGCUGUAUCAGAAUUAACGAGGAAGGAUACCAUGAUUGCUCUGCUGGGAGAGAAUCUCUGAUCCACAUCAAACACGACUUCCUAAAUGGAGACUCCAACCUCACCCCGGCGAGCCUAGUCACUAUACUGGAAAAUACGCUAAACAGGAAGAGCUACCCGAUGGGUGGCACUACAAGUGAAGACCUCAAACUGAAAGCUGACCAUAAACUGGGCCAUCAAUCGAUCGCAGUAAUAUGGAACCAAGAGGUUGUGGACUCAAUUACAAACAGGAUAUCCGCUCAAGAACAGCGCAGUGAUCUUUGUCACAAGGAAGCUGUCACAGACCCACUCCUCUACCUACUUGCAAAGCUUAAUGCACACUACCAGCAAAUAGAUAUAAAGAAGACAUCCCCAAUGUUCAACUCUCUCGAAAUUAUCAGUAUGGAAGGCAGAAACUUCAAGAUAGACCUCAGUGAAACAGAUAGAGGACUUGGAGACCCAAUGAUCUGUUUGCACAUGGGGAGGGAGCGUGCGUUGAAUAUCAUACCAAAGAAGCUAAACAUCGCAAUGAUGGAUGUCUUCGACGUGCAACUGACCAACCUUGCCGUUAUAUCUGCCCUGCCAAAAACUACCGAAAGCAUGCUCAUCAGCCUAGCACGCGAAAAUGCACUAGAAGCUGACAUCCUCGACUUCCACAUAAUUGUUUCACCUAAACACCAUACCUUACGAGAAGAGGAUAACGUUCCAACUCAACUACAGCGACGAGAAUUCAAUACAGACUGUAAAGUAAUUGAAACUGGAACUCAAUUAACAAAAGAUGUAACCGCCAUGGAACAAGCUGAAAACCCGGCCGCUAGUGACGAGCUGAAUGUGUCAGUAAUGGUGGCAGAUACACAAGUCACUAAAGAUGAAGGAUCUGACCAAUCCGAAACCAGAGAAGAGCUUCCGAAUCAUCACCAAUCCCCCGCAACUAAUGAUGAACAGAAUGAAUUGCUGACAGAGACCCAACUCACUAAAACUGAAAACUCAGGUUCUGCUGAACAACGAGACAAUGCUUCGAAAAAGGAGGCUUUCGUAGAACCACAAAAAGCUCUCACAACUAAUGUCUUCCUUCAAGAGAAAACCUGCGAACUCAUUAUUGAGGGACAAAAAUCAGCCGCGAUUAAGAAGUGGCUUAAAUUCUGCAACCUAAAGUCCCAAGGCAACAAUUUGAAAAAUCAGGCCUCCCUACUUCAGCUCGUAAAGCUGGUAAAUCAACAACAAGCCCAAGCUUCCAAAUCGUUCAUCUCAGGAAUGGUAGAGAAAAUGAAAGGUUCCUUGAUUGACGGUGAACUCUUUCACUUGGGAUUAGACUCUAAAAAAACUGCAUCUCUGACGGAUGCAGCUAAGAAAAAGCUUCUCAGAGAACGAAUACUAGAUACCCAAGAAGGUCGAGCCCAAAGCAAUGAUGAAAAGACCUCCAAGCUUCUACCAACCAUGCUGAGUGAUAGCUCAGAUGGUAUCAGCUCGCAAGAAGAUAGCGCAGAUGAAUGGGAAACACCAGCAGAAAACUCAAACUCAGACGUAAAACUGAAAGAGUUCGUAAAGAAAAAAAAGGCACCCAUUACUUCUAAAAACAAGCGCGCAAAAAAGAAAAAGGAAACAUCUAAAGUUGGUACAUCUACAGGAUCUAAUCAAACUGAUACUUUGGUGAACUGCGACUCUUGUAAGUCCAUAACAGAAGGCCCUCUGAAGGUGCUCCAGGAAUGCCUACUUCGACUACAAGAUGACAUAUGUAAGCAAAAUGCAAUCAUCGAAAAUCUUGCGAUCCGAACCAGAACAAUGCAGGAGCAACACGCCAACCCAAAAACUCCCCCGCCAAACAAAAGAUUAGAAGCAAACAACAAACUAAUAUUCGAAACUCUCAAUACCCAGCAAACUUGUUUGGACACAAUUACAGACUCUCUCAGUAAAAUGAAAAAAGAUUACACUAAAACGAAAAACAAAAUCGACGCCCUAGAGCCGAAUGUGCAGAAAACGAAAAAGAGUGUAACUACUGACCUGAUGAAUCCCACAACUAAGGUCAAUAAUAAUGCAACAUCUUCUCCGCAAGUUGCUAAACGAGAAUGCAUACCAGAGUAUGCAGAAACCUCACAGCGUCAACAAACAAUGAUACUUUGUGUACUAGCAGCGUUGUGGCGUGACAACCAGGAACUGAAAUCCUCCUUAAAAGAAAUGAGAGGAAUGUCCACCAAAGACAAAUCUUUCGAUCAAGCUAAAAGCAAAGCUGGAAUAGAAAAGGAAAAGUCCUCAAACAACAAUGGGGCUCAAAAAACCAGAAGCACUAAUGAAUUGAAUAACAUGAAGCACCACAACACAGAGUUGUCUUCAUUUAGUUCAACGGCCAAGGAACCACAAAAGGAUGCUUGUGCUAUGACGGAAAACUCAGGAAUCUUCAGAAUCGCGGAAAAGGACCUCCCUCAAACUACCAACACAUCAGAGAAAAUAAUCCUGAACAGCACAAAAACUAAGGAAAACAAAAAGAAUGACGCCCCACCUGAUGAUUCGACAGAUUGGAAUAUGUCAACAAGCUCUGAUUCGAGAAAACAUCUACUUCCCAAUCCUAAGACAAACCAGCUGAGGAAAACAAACAUCCUAACCAACUGCAAAGCUAAUCUUCCGUUUACUGGACCAAAGAGUAGUCAAAGCAAAAAGUUCAAUACACACAAAUGUCUCAUUGUGCAUGAUGCUUACUUUGACAAAUUCGAGCAAGACAAAUUCUCACGAGUCUUUGACAUCAGCCGUCUAAAAGAAAAAUCUGCUGAAUCUACCAUCAAGAACGGAAAUCUGAUUUCACGGAUCAAGGCAGUCAAACCAGAAACUGUAGUUAUUCACGUUGGUUUCGGUGACGUGCUGUGUAACACAGAAGGCAACAUCAUAACAAAUAACUUUAAAAAGAUCAUUUACAAUGUUCUAGAGAAUACCUCAACCAAACUAUGUGUUUCGCUUAUGAUACCAGUACCAGGAUACCCUGAAACCAAUAGUAGACUACGGCAGAUCAACAACACCUUAAGGGAAUUUAUAUCCUGCGAAAGAACCUCCCACAAGUAUAAGGAUCGCCUAUUUACAACCAACAACGACUCUCUAGGAGGAUACAUAGAAAGAAAAAUCGAUGACAAUGGAAAAGCAAGUAUCCAACUUAGUGAACGUGGACAAUCUAGGCUUUGGCUACGUCUCAGAGACAGUCUGCAGCGCUCGGUAGGAAUCCAAACACCAUCAAAACAAACAAACAACAGAACCCUACGGAACGAUUCACUACAUGAAUAA